Molecule: messenger RNA, 1426 nt
Organism: Gilbertella persicaria
Lineage: Eukaryota; Fungi; Mucoromycota; Mucoromycetes; Mucorales; Choanephoraceae
Product: 2-dehydropantoate 2-reductase
Exons: 1
Coding region: 67-1038 (323 amino acids)
Biological process (GO): pantothenate biosynthetic process
Cellular component (GO): cytoplasm; mitochondrion
Molecular function (GO): NADP binding; 2-dehydropantoate 2-reductase activity
Source: RefSeq, a predicted model, not a curated record
CGAGCUCAAUUUAUUAUAAAUAAGCUGUUGUUCAUGUUACUGUUAUCUGUGUGUAUUUUUUGACCUAUGAGUAUUCAUAUCCUUGGCACUGGUGCCAUUGGCUGUCUGCUAGGUGCUUCUCUAAAAUCUACAAAUAACAAGGUUACGCUUUUGCUUCGUUCCAAGGCUCAUUACGAAGACUUUCGCAAUCGUCAAAACAGUAUUAUAUACCGUCGUGAUGGGCAACACCAGGUGAUCUCGGGCUUCGACGCAAGUAUAGCUGACGAUACCACAGAUACAUCCCCUAUUUCCUCUCUCAUUGUUUCUACCAAAGCAAACCAUACACUGAAAGCAUUGAAACCUAUUGCCUCACGCUUGACGCCCGAGAGCACAGUUUUAUUGCUACAAAAUGGUAUGGGUGUAGCAGAGCAUUUAAUGGAAAAUCUUUGGCGAAAUGAGUCCAAAGUACCUAAUGUGAUGGUUGGCGUAAAUCGACACGCUGUUCAGCGUCUAGCUCCCUAUAACAUCCAUCAUCAUUCAGGCUAUACAGAUCCAAAUGCCUUUCGUAUUGGUAAAUUCCCAAAUAGCAAUCCUACUCAAAAAUCGGAAAUGAUUGACAAGAUUGUUGCUAUCCCAAAUUUUCAAGCCGCUGUAUUGCCCUGGAAGAAACUAAGAAAGGAAAUGUUGACCAAGUUAUUUAUCAAUUCGUGUAUCAACGGCGUAGCUUCUGUCUUGAUGUGUAAGAACAAAGGCGUCAUUGCCAAUAAUAACCCUGGAGGUAUUGCUAUGAUGAGAGCCAUUUGUGAAGAAGCUUACGAAGUGUUCAAGGAUGAUUUACCUGGAGAAACAAUGGAAUCUAUGAUGGAUGUUGUUCUUAGAGUGAACAAAGAAGCUGGUGAAAACACCUGCUCUACAUUACAAGAUAUUCAAAACCGUCAAAUCACCGAAAUUGAUUACAUCAAUGGAUAUAUUUGUAAGAUGGGAAACAAGAUGAACAUUAACACCAAAUCGAAUCAAGCUAUUGUUAAUCUUAUUCAUGCCAGAGAAGUACUGUAUUGAAAAUAAAAUAUAUAGAUAUGUACAUGUGGCAUGCUGAACCUUUGCUUUUGAAGUAAAUGCAUUUAAGAUUUUAAUCAAGAAAAGAUUGGCGCCAAGUUUAUAGUUUCCAGUCAAGAGCUUUUCUUUUAGUUUUUCAGAAGAAUGCAUCACUACAGACAUUACAGCAACUGAGCAAGUGGAUCAAUUAAAGAAAAAAGGUUGAUUUUUUUUUAAUUGAUUGAUCACUGCUGUAUUAUGGAUCAACACUGUAAAUAACUUUUAUCCUUCUUUCAAAGGCUUAGCACAGACCUUACAAGCAAACUUGUGCUAAGAAAACUAUUAUAAAUGCCGUUUGUUUAACUAUUUAUUCUUUUAAUUGGGGGUUAGUUUUAUGAAAGUUGAAUGCGGC